Molecule: messenger RNA, 981 nt
Organism: Protopolystoma xenopodis
Lineage: Eukaryota; Metazoa; Platyhelminthes; Monogenea; Polystomatidea; Polystomatidae
Source: the annotation of a GenBank genome assembly
AUGAACCUGUUUCUCUUUUCGAAUCACACUGAGCAACGAGGUGACGUAAAGUCAGCACGCGAUCACUCGGUGAUGCUUCGCAAACAGCAGUUUGAGACCAUAAUGAAACAGAAUGCAGUUGGAUCGAUUCCUUCCAAGCGUGAAAAGGAAAUUAAAAAGCCCAUAUUCGGACCUGGACUCAAGGGAAACCGGUCUUCCUUACGGCUUUUUUCGCCCAAAUCGAAUGAGACUGAUUCCCGUACAAAUGUCGGCAACAACGACCCCAACAAUAUCGCUUUUAAAAGUUACACCAGCAGCCGUCGUCUCGUUCCAGAACGGCUCCCCAAGGAACCAAGCCUUCACGAUCAGGACGUGCCAUGGCUGUACUCCGGCAUUGAGGGGUCACGUCCGCAACCGGCCCAGGGACAGUCAGCUAACGAGAAGGACAAACCAGUAGAGGUGCAACUGGGCGUCCUCGAGGAGGGACACAAGUGGUGCCCAUCAAGAAGCCGACCUUCGCAACGGAUAGAGCUCGAAGACCUACGAGACAUCCCGAACUCGGCUAAACGGCCAGGCCGAGUCCUGCCAAACUCGAACGUAGAUCCUGUACGUCUUAUCACUGCUGAACCUUCUUCCAGGCUGCAGUCCCAACAUAUUGGAAGACGUAUGUCAGUUGUAUACUCAUUUGACUUAAAGCAUCAACCCAUUGGAUCACGUGAACCAAAGCAUUCAGGUUCCGGGCUGUCUGGAUCAUUGUAUUGCAAAGUGACUCCUUGCUCCAGGAUCAAUCUUGAGGCCGAUAAGUCGGCGAGCUCCGGUUCCCAUGAUUAUGCCUCUUCGACGAGUCUCUUUGACAAGGCGACCGACUGGCAAACGCGCUUUUUUCCCUCGGUUUCGAUCCUCCAGGCACACUGGACCGAGCUGAAAAUGAGACAGUUAGCUGCUCCUUGUCACAAAUCGCCCGAUGGUUGCCAACGGAUUCAAGAUACAGCUAACUUAAAG